CAGGUUUCAGCAAGAGCACCUGUUCUUCGUGUCAAAAGGAACUUUUGCUGACUCGUUCUUCGUCCACGAUGGAAUUCAAUUGUUCAAGUUGGAGGACGAUGCUCAAUUUGAUUUUGUAUCUGCUGAAGUUCAGUUGGCUCCAUCGACUCAUCACAUUGGUUCUCAAGUCAGAGGGAGUUCCAUGGAAGAAGUACUGACUUCAGAUGAGAAGGACUUACUUUCAAAGGCAAUCAACAAUUUGCCCAAGAGCCCGAAGAGCAAGUCAGACAGGGAUCUAGAGAGAUCGGCUGAAUCUGGAUCGAAAACUCGCGAUUCACGUUUGCGCCGUCGUCAUGAGGUAGAAGACGACGAUGUCGUUGAAGAGAAGAAGUCUCACCGCCGUGGAACGUCGAAGUGUCGCAGUCAAGACCUGGAAUACGACUACGAGGACGAGGAUCGUGAGGAGAUGAAGUCCCGGCCAACACGUCGUCACAACAACAACGCUAGAGGUCGCUCAUCCCUAAAUCACCGUGACGAAGAUGAAUCGGACUAUGAGAAUGAGGAUUAUGAAGAGGAGGAAAAUAAGUCUCGUAAAGCCAACCGUCGCAGUCGCACCGAUGAUGAUGACAAUCUCGAUGAUGGAGAUAACUUCAAACCCCGCAGAAAACCUCUCCAGGAUACUCAGGAAGAGGAUAACCGGCCAAAACGAGAAGUAUUGGAUCUGCCCCCACUUACGUGCCCAGACUGUCCUGAUGGGAUCGAAACACUAGGCUCAGAUCUGGACUUUGCUUUUUCGACUAUCUACUCAUGGACCAGAAGAGCCUGCUCACAAAACGAAGCAACAAAACAGACAUGCUUCGCAUUCUUGAAACUUUUGAAACAAGUUGGUGACAUCAUCAUUGAAGGCUUUUUUGAAAUCCGGAAUUGGCAGAAGCUAGCUUGCUCACACGUGUUCAACAUUUGCAAUGACGAAACUACGAAUGGAAGAAGGUUGCCAACCUCAGUCUGGAGCUGUUCCUCGUGUAGUCGCGUGUUCGAAUUAAGUGAAAAGGAGUUGUCGAAGUUUAUCCAGGAAUUCAACAAGGUUCUCCCCAUGUCCUUUGCGCCAAGAAUGACGAUCACUGCUUCAAAAAAAUUCAAAAUACGAUCCUAGUCACAGAAGCGAUCGGGAAAAUUUUCAACAGAGAAAACACAGCUCAUUCGAUUUGCUCUGACGUCAUGAAGUGUGAAGGCAGUUUUGUUUGAAAAUGGUCGAUGCUUUCGUGAAAUAUCCAUGCUAUCAACAUCAUUGCUCUAAAUAUUUGUGAUUGAAUUGAAA
This is a messenger RNA of Caenorhabditis elegans, 1297 nucleotides long. RefSeq lists its product as uncharacterized. Lineage: Eukaryota; Metazoa; Nematoda; Chromadorea; Rhabditida; Rhabditidae. The transcript has 6 exons. The record is from RefSeq and is marked reviewed. Bases 182 to 1132 code for a protein of 316 amino acids.